Molecule: messenger RNA, 4053 nt
Organism: Protopterus annectens (West African lungfish)
Lineage: Eukaryota; Metazoa; Chordata; Ceratodontiformes; Protopteridae
Gene: JADE3
Product: jade family PHD finger 3
Exons: 9
Coding region: 1-2958 (985 amino acids)
Biological process (GO): regulation of transcription by RNA polymerase II
Cellular component (GO): histone acetyltransferase complex
Source: RefSeq, a predicted model, not a curated record
AUGGCUUUUUGGGAAGAAGAUAAAUUGCUUAAAUUGGAUUUAUACAGAAAUCAUAUCAUAUUUUACAAACGUUUUGUGGACGAUUUAUUUUUUCUGUGGCAUGGUGAUAUACAUGACCUAUCAAUUUUUGAACGACAAGUAAAUGAACUUACUUCAUUUCUUAAGUUCACUAUGAAUUAUUCAGCCACUAAUAUAUCUUUUUUAGAUGUCAAUGUUUGGCGUCUGAAUGAUGGUCACUUUAACACAGGAGUACACCGUAAACCUUGCCAUAGAAAUGCUCUUUUACAUAGAGAAAGCAUGCAUCCUCCACACGUUUUUAAAAAUGUCCUGAAAGGACAAGGUAUGAGGAUGUCCAGGUUAAAUCCAUGUUCCCAGAAAUUCCAUGAAGAAUUAACAGACUUGCAGAAUAAAUUUAUUGACAGGAAGUACAGUUCUGUAGAAAUUAAUGGUAUUUUUAAUGAAGUUAAGAACAUGCGACAUAGUUGUGCAUGUCCUAUAUUUUAUGAACCUGGCAUAACUGAGUAUAGAUUAAAAACCAAUGUUACCAAUACAGAAGAUUGCAAAAUUAGGUUUACGUUGCAAUAUACCAAAGAUAUAGGCUAUGUAUUCCGGAAGGACCUCAUCAGUGCCAUGAAAAUUCCAGAUUCUCAGCACAUUAAUUUGGAUGAGUACUACAGGUUGAUAGACACGUGGAGGCAGGAGUGGGAAAAAGGAGUCCAGGUCCCUGCAAGCCCAGACACAAUUCCACAGCCUUCUUUCAGGAUAAUUGCUGAAAAGCUGAAGGAGGUGCUGUUUACUCGACCCAGGAAGCUUGUCCGCUGUUCUGCCCAUGAGCUAUGUGAAACUGGAUACAUUAAUAUCAUUGAACUUGCAGAUUCCAUGUGCCGGUAUGAUUUGGAUGAUACAGAUAUUCAUUGGUUAGAAGAGCUUAAUGAAGAACUACAUGAAAUGGGUUUUGGACCUGUUGAUGAGGCUACAAUGGAGAAGGCCAUAGAAUGCCUGGAGAGACACUGUCAUGAGAAAAUGAAUCAUGCAAUUGAAACUGAAGAAGGGCUGGGAAUAGAAUAUGAUGAAGAUGUAAUCUGUGAUGUUUGUCGCUCCCCUGACAGUGAGGAAGGAAAUGAUAUGGUGUUCUGUGAUAAGUGCAACAUAUGUGUCCAUCAGGCAUGCUAUGGGAUUUUAAAGGUUCCUGAAGGUAGUUGGUUGUGUCGCACCUGUGUACUGGGAAUUUAUCCACAGUGUCUUUUAUGUCCUAAGAGAGGUGGGGCGAUGAAGGCUACAAAGACAGGGACCAAAUGGGCACAUGUCAGCUGUGCCCUAUGGAUACCAGAGGUUAGCAUUGCUUGUCCAGAAAGGAUGGAGCCAGUUACAAAGGUUUCCCGUAUUCCGCCAAGUCGAUGGGCACUAAUCUGCAGUUUAUGCAAACUGAAAACAGGUGCUUGCAUUCAGUGCUCUGUAAAAAGCUGCAUCACAGCCUUUCACGUCACCUGUGCUUUUGAGCAAAACUUGGAAAUGAAGACUGUCCUGGAUGAAGGGGAUGAAGUGAAGUUCAAGUCUUACUGUCUUAAGCACAGCAAGAACAAACCAUCACAGUCACAGGUAGACACUGAAGAACAUUUGAAGGUUUCUGAGAUAAAACACAAACAUGCAAACAUUGAAAAAACUAAUGUACGUACUCAAAAACUGAAAGAACUAGAAGAAGAAUUUUACACUUUGGUGGACAUACAAGAUGUAGCUGCUGAACUGACUUUGUCUGCGUUUAUAGUAGACUUCAUUUAUAAGUACUGGAAGUUGAAACGGAAGAGCAACUUUAACAAACCUCUACUGCCUCCCAAGGAGGAUGAAGAGAACGGCUUAGUGCAGCCUAAAGAAGACAGUGUUCAUACAAGGAUGAGGAUGUUUAUGCACCUCAGGCAAGAUUUGGAAAGGGUGAGAAAUCUUUGCUACAUGGUGAGCAGAAGGGAAAAACUGAAGCUUUCACACAGCAAAUCCCAGGAACAGAUCUUCAAUCUACAGGUUCAUCUUAUAAAUCAGGAACUUGCUGCAGGUCUUCCCCUGUCAUCUUCUUUGGAAAAUGUUCUCUUCCAUCCUCCUCCAAGAAUAACUUUGAAGUUAAAAAUGCCCAAAACAGCAGGUGGUAGCAGCAGGAAGAAGUCAGUUAAGCCUGGGAGUAGCCCACUUUUACAUGAUAUUAGUGGUGAUGUUUACACCAAGAAUAAUAAACUGCAGAGACUACCAGAAGUAAAUGAGAAGAAAACUAAGUGUCACCGUAGAGCUGAAACCAAGAACAUAAGUAAUGGUCUUUUAAUGGCAGGUAGUCACACCAAGCAUGAGUCAGUUGAUGGUUCAUCUACAUUCACACCAAAAUCUCAUAGGAAACAGUCAUCUGGCAAACCAUUAGCACUUCAUGCUGCCUUGCACGAACACUCAUCCAGCAGGAAUGAUAAACUGAAGCAGAAGAGUUCAAGGCUGCCCAUCCCCAAUGGACUGGAGAGCAAGACUAAUGAUGUGUCUAAGACAGGCAGCUUCAAACAGACUUCUUGCAAACAUAAUAAAGUUCCAGUAAAUUUGGCCUGCCAGAGUGGUUUAAGAAAACCAGCAUUGGAAAACUUUAGUAAGUCCUUUAAGGAAGUAGCCAACAAUUUAGUGAGAACUUCAGGUGACCUCCAAGGCUUUGUCAAACCUGUGAAAAAAUCAUCAGCCAAGGAACAUCUAUGGGGUAAGCAGCUUUCUGAGCAGCGUGCUAAAGGAGCUCCAUCUCAGGACAGUGAUGGUUAUUGUCCCGAUUUGGAACUCAGUGACUCAGAGAUUGAAGCAGAUAAGAAAAGUGAGCGACUCAGAUCACGGAAAAGCAGCUCUGAGAGAGAAAGCCCCUGUAAAGAUUUUAAUCGUGAUUCACAGAAAAGAGGGAGCAGAAGUAAAAUGGGCUUCAUCAGUCGUGGUUCUGUUAAAAGGUGAUGAUUGUUCUGCUAGACAUCACUAACAAACCGGUAUGCAUAGGUGCCUCACUUCUUAUACAUAUGGUGAAGAUAUCAGCAUGUCUUCGUUAUAUCAAAUCAUCACUGUGUUGUGCUGCAUCCAAGAGUAUACUUUUUACUGACAGUUAUGUAGUAUAGCAGCUGUUCAAGUGGGCAUGAAGAUUAUUCUUUAUUUAUAAGCAAGUCACAUCCUGUUCCAUUGAAUUAAUGUCUGCAGCUAAAGCUGUCUCAUACCUUCAUUUGUUCAAAAAGAUGUAGGGCAAACAGGCUGAUACAUAUCUGAUCACUGUUAUUGCAGAGAAUGAAUGAAACUGAAUAGUUUCACAAAUGCUAGGUAGAACUUUAAUAGAAAUUUUGUCACGCUGGAGGCAUGUUUCCAUUUAGUACUACCCAAGCAGAGGCACAAUUAACAGGCACUGUUGGAAAAAAACACACUAACCUCCAAGCCUGUCCAUGUUAAAAAUCAUUGCUUGUCUUUACUGUAGCUUAUUUCAUGCAAUACAUACUGAGCUGCUUCUACUUUUUCAGUGCCUGUAUGGGUCUUAGUUGCUCAUUGUGGAGUGCACUUGUAAAUAUUUCUUCCCACCAAAUACGUUCUUUUGAAAAUGUUGUUUUUAUAGUAUUGUUUAAAAUAACAGAUGUACUUCAUAUGGAAUGUUUUCUGAAAGGAAAAUGUUGGCAGCCAUUUCUUAUGGUAUAUAUUUCGUCAAUAUAAUAUUAUGCGCAUUUUUAUUAGCAAAAGAAUUUGGGUGCAUAUGUUUUAAAAUUAAUGUUUUUCUAACUUACCGAAAAUCCCCACUCCCUAAAUUAAAAACACUUGACUAAUGAAUUAGCAUUUGCAGUCCAAAGUUGAGCAAUAUUUUAACAGUUCUUUUGUAGAGCUGUGCUUGCUAACAUUGACAUUCUUUUCCACCCAUCCAUUGAACAAUAAGCUAUGCUGAAAAAAGUAUAUUGCUGGUAAUAUUGUCCACAUGAAUCUUUUCACUAAACAUUCUCACCUCUUCUUUUUCAGAUAAUGUAUUUAUAAAUGUCUCUGUCAAUAUCUACCUAAACGUACAUAUAUGCGUGCGUGUGU